ACUUUGACCUCUUAAAGUGCUUUCAGGACAAUAUGCUUGAAUUAGAUGAAAUAAAACGAUGCUAUCAAAGAACUAUCACAGAGGGGUUCGUCAGACGAACUCCCCUCUUCAAACAUAUUCAGCAGCUUGUUCCAGGGCUAUCGAACACGGUUCACUGUAAAAUGGAGAGUCUACAGUAUGAAGGGUCUUAUAAAUUACGAGGAGUAUCCAAUCAAAUGAUGGAUUGCGACCCCAACUUAACUUAUACAUCCAUGUCAGCCGGCAACUAUGGAAGAGCAUUUGCUAGAAUGCUUGAGCUGAAGAAAGGAAAGGGCAUUUUAUUUAUGCCAGAAACGGCCCCGAAGGAACGCAUGGAGUAUAUCAGGUCAAAAGGCGUUCCAGUUGAAACGCGUAAAACAUCAGAACUUGAAGGAGCCGUUCAAGACCUUGUUCACACGUCGAAUGCAGUUUAUUUGCCAUCCUAUGAUGAUAGACGACUAUUAGCUGGAUACGGUGGAAUAGCCCUGGAAAUAAUGGAAGAUUACCCCGAGGUCGACGUCGUAAUAGUACCCUGUGGCGGAGGCGGGGCUCUUGCAGGAGUUGCAGCUACAUUUCAAUUAAUUAAACCUUCCGUUAGAGUAUUCGGGGUCGAGCCAGUCAAUGCAUCAACAAUGUACGAAUCUCUGCGAAAAGGUGAACCCCAAACUUUAAAUAGGAACAAUCCACCUACCAUUGCUGCCGGACUAAUGCCGCCAAAUGCUGGACUAAUACCAUUUCAGAUCAUCUCCAAAGCCGUAGAAGAGAUUGUUCUCGUCAACGAGGACGAGAUACGUAAAGCGGUUUUAGACUUGUUUAAGAGUGGAUUAAAGGUUGAAGCAUCUGGAUCUGUAGGCAUUGCAGCUCUUCAAAGUAAUAAAAUUCCUAAUUUAACGAAGGAUAGUAAUGUAGUUGUUGUAUGUUCAGGAAGUAAUGUAACAAUUCGCGAAUUGUCUAAAUACGAAAAUGAUGCUAAUAUUUCAUUAUAA
Messenger RNA from Dimorphilus gyrociliatus, 1004 nucleotides. Lineage: Eukaryota; Metazoa; Annelida; Polychaeta; Dinophilidae. The record is from the annotation of a GenBank genome assembly.